This is a messenger RNA of Daucus carota subsp. sativus, 1817 nucleotides long. Its product is annotated as polyadenylate-binding protein-interacting protein 12. The record is from RefSeq and is a predicted model, not a curated record. Gene Ontology annotation, molecular function: RNA binding. Lineage: Eukaryota; Viridiplantae; Streptophyta; Magnoliopsida; Apiales; Apiaceae. The coding region runs from base 274 to 954 and encodes 226 amino acids. The transcript has 15 exons.
UAAAUAAAUUUGUAUGCUGUUUCUCCCACAGGGUAAUUUAGAUUUGUUUAUCUAAAUAGCGAGUUGUUUUAAAUUAUUUAACAGUGGCCUAUUAUGUAUCGAAUUAGGUGUACAUUUAUUUUGAUCCAAAUGUUUCAUAAUACUGCUCAGUUUUUGGCUGAUUAACAUGUUGAUGCUCAAGUACCUAGAGUGUGUUUCAAUGAAAAUAAGAGAUUCUUGAGAAUAUAUGAAGUUCUCAGUAAUCUCUAGAUUUAGGAUAGAUGGUGAUAAAUAAUGAUUGUCCAUCAUGGUCUUCCACAGUAUGGUUAUGUGGCUGAUGCUGCUGACAAUGGUUUUGUUUUGCAAGCCAAUUCUCCGGUUUCAGUUAAUGGGAAUUCGACGAGAAGGAAAAAAAAUGGCUAUAGUCAUGCAAAAAGAAGGAUGAAUAGUCAAACCAGUAUGGCGCAGAGAGAAGAAAUCAUGAGGACCGUAUAUGUUUCUGAUAUUGAUCAGCAGGUUACUGAAGAACAACUUGCAGCUCUAUUUAUUAGUUGCGGGCAGGUUGUCGACUGUCGUGUCUGUGGUGAUCCCAAUUCUGUUCUCCGCUUUGCAUUUAUUGAGUUCAUGGAUGAAGAGGGUGCAAGGAAUGCUUUGGGUAUGGCAGGAACUGUCCUUGGUUUUUAUCCUGUUAGGGUGUUGCCUUCAAAAACUGCAAUUGCACCUGUGAAUCCAACAUUUCUACCACGUUCUGAAGAUGAAAGGGAAAUAUGCUCAAGAACUAUCUACUGCACAAAUAUUGAUAAGAAGGUGAUUUUGGAGUCGAAUAAAUUCUUUUGCUUUUUUGGUGAGUACCUGUUAGAGGAAAAUGAUAACCAUAUUUAUGCUUCCUAUCUGAUCCAGGUUACGCAAGCAGAUGUCAAACUUUUUUUUGAGACUUUCUGUGGAGAGCUCGCAAACGUAUGUCCGAUUCUCUAGAUAAUACCAUGUGUGGAGAUUCUAAACGUCGAGGCUCCCGGUCUGCUCUUGAUGCCUAUUUGCACAACAGACAUAUAAAUAUGCAGAACAAUAGCAGUGUAUCGUUGCAAUCUGUUAAAAACAAUAUGAUACUUGAAACCCCUGUGCAAUCAGUGAUCACGCAAGCAAGUAACAACGGAGCUCAAUGUCAAGAAGUUGAUAUGACACCAAUCCCUAUCUAAUAUACUUGCUGCCCACACUAUUCAAAGAAACUUUUUACGAUUCAAAAAUCAUCUUAUAUGUAUUCAAAUUCAAAUAUGUGAUUCAAGUCAUUCAACCAUCUUCGUGGUUCAUCAGGUUUGAUUUUAAGAUCGGAAACGAAUUACUCUCAGAGAUGCCUCCUUCUUCGGUAAACAAUGCGAUGAUAUGGUUCAAGAGAACGUGAUUAACGAGAGUGCUUUCCAGUUUUUGAUUAAUGCAUACAAGGAGUUUGAUUUAUAUUCUCUAUGAUUUUAUUUGAUUUUAAUGGGCAGUAAAAGCUCUGAGGAGAUAUAUUGUAAAAGAGUUGCUAAGUGGCUGCCAAUUGUUGUGCUAAAUCCAGACCAUGGACUUUGCUUAGUACUACCAACUUGAAUGACCAGGUUGGAAACAAAUCUCACGUGGCCAUUCAUCUUCUUUGUCUUACAAAAAGAGGUGAUUCAUAAAUCUAAUCCAGGGAUGCCCAUUGUCAAGAAAUUUUAAUUAUUGCAUGAUAAUGGCGACAAUUUGAUGAUUUGGCAAUGGAUGGUAUCUGCCUACUUGGCAAUGUAGUAGAGGGUCCUGCUAUUAUUACCAUUUGUAAGGGGCAUCAAUUUCAGGUGGAUUAGAUGCCACUAACUUAUUGA